Molecule: messenger RNA, 1581 nt
Organism: Papilio polytes (common Mormon)
Lineage: Eukaryota; Metazoa; Arthropoda; Insecta; Lepidoptera; Papilionidae
Exons: 3
Coding region: 265-1242 (325 amino acids)
Source: RefSeq, a predicted model, not a curated record
GAGGUUUAGAGUAAGAUAUAGUUAAAUAAUUAUGAGGUAAGUAACAUCUUAUUUCACUAUUGCUUUUCAGACAUCACCAUCAUCACAAAAGAAAGCAUGCCCAUCAUUAUUUCACUUAAAUCAGCCAAAAGCACUUACUAAUAAAUUAAUUCUAAUUAUUUAUUUAUUUAAAUCUAGUUGAUAAAUUGUAAUUUUAAAUAAUAAAUUAUUAAUUCAAUUUUAAAGAGUUUUCUUUCAAAGAACACUUGAUCCCAGUUGCUCCAGAUGAUUGACUCCCAUUCUAUCUUUUGCCCUAACAGAAAACGCCACAAAUCAUAUUCCCAACAACGCCUUAAUGCUUUCUCAACUGAGCACCUUACAAAGUUCAGCGGCCUCUUUCCUUCCGGCGGCAACCAGUGCCAGGAGAUUAACCAGUCGUAUAGCGAGCCCGACUCCUACAUCGACCUCAACCACAGCACUUUGAAGGCCACCUGCCCGCACGGCAUCGCGGCCGAGGAGUUCGGCAAGGCGCACCAGAAGUGCGUCAAAAACCAAUUCGGUGAAAACUCCGACUUGUUCGGUCACAAGCACGAGAGAAUGUGCAUUAAGUACAACCAGCGACCUUUGCAGAAGAGGAAGGGGCAGGACACUUCGAUAACGUCAGUGAAUUCCAGCGGACAGGACUCGGGCAUAGCGGAGGCCGGCCGCUGCGCCUGCGGACACUCCCCCACACACACGUCGGAGGAAAGCAGCGGUUGCAGUUACGAGGAUUCCUUGAAAUCGAACCACAAUCUGGAGCCGCAUCCGAAAUUGUAUCGAACUGAACCUGAAACUCGUUUUCUUAGACGAGCUUCUUUCGGUCACCAACCACUGGACGUGCGGAGAUUUAACACUCGAAGACAAUCAUUCUCUGAAAAUAUUCAAAGGCAUUUCCCGCCAUUCGAAAAGCUGGGAACCGGGGGCAGAUUGACACGACAAAUAUCCACGCCAAAUGUCAAUGUAUCGCAAUCAUAUUUUAUGGGAGGUAAAAAGAAUUUGCGAAGAAUAGAGGCAGUCAAAGAGCCAGUUGUUGAUUACGAUCAGAGUGAAGCGGAAGAUCUUUUCGAUACAAGACUGGGUAGAAGGUUAAGUGGUCAGAAUCGUAAAAGGGCAAGUUUUAUGGAGUUGAAUGGUGAAACUGCGGUGUUUGUGGCGAGCCCCGCCGCCGCCGAGAUCAUGCGGCGGCAGGCCAGUGAACGACUCGUGUUCGCGAGACCUUUAUAACAGAAAGGAAUUGUACAGAUUAUGCUUUAAUUUAUCUUGAUAGAUUCUGAAUGUGUUGAAGAGAGAAUGAUGGUUAUAAAAGUUUUAAUAGGGCAUUUAAAGUCGAAAGAUUUCAAUUAAUUAUUGCUAUACGAAUUCAAACAGACUCAGUCUAAUUAUGAGGAACUGUACGUCAUGAGUAAAUAGAAGUCAUUUAAUGGACCUCAGCUCCAAUGGUUUUUAAGUUGUUUUGAGCUUUUGUUUAAAUUAAUUCUUUUUGUAAUUAAUUAUUUAAAUUUUAAAAUUAAUUUCGAAAUGUUACCACAAUGUGUAUGUUAAGUUAUAAGUUAAGACUAAUAU